Aureobasidium vineae is the source of this 456-nucleotide messenger RNA. The record is from the annotation of a GenBank genome assembly. Lineage: Eukaryota; Fungi; Ascomycota; Dothideomycetes; Dothideales; Saccotheciaceae.
AUGAACUCGCUGCUCGAGUACCUGCCGCCAGCCGAGGGCCUUUUGCCCAAAUGGAUCUUCUUCAUCUCGAUUGUAUCGCUCGGCAACAGCAUUCAAGCCUACCUCUCACUUGGCCCGACGCAGAAAGUCUACUGCGGCUCGAAGACUGUCCCAGCUGGUGUGCCUGCCAGUACCGUCCCCAAUGCUUCGCCCGUCACACCUCUUUCAGCUCGCACUUUCGGCACUUGGACCGCAAUCACUGCCAUCGUCCGUCUGUACGCUGCCUACAACAUCAACACUAAGCCCAUGUACGAGCUGGCUUUCUGGACAUACAUUGUGGCCUUCACCCAUUUCAUGUCCGAGUGGCUGGUCUUUGGUUCUACAAGAUGGGGCAAGGGUCUCGCUGGACCUGCUAUCGUUGCUACCACAUCUUUGAUCUGGAUGUACACCCAAUGGGACUACUACGUCAAGCCAUAG